Colletotrichum lupini is the source of this 354-nucleotide messenger RNA. Its product is annotated as mediator complex protein. Gene Ontology annotation, molecular function: transcription coregulator activity. The record is from RefSeq and is a predicted model, not a curated record. Bases 1 to 354 code for a protein of 117 amino acids. NCBI's taxonomy places the organism in Eukaryota, Fungi, Ascomycota, Sordariomycetes, Glomerellales, Glomerellaceae. The transcript has a single exon. Gene Ontology annotation, biological process: regulation of transcription by RNA polymerase II. Gene Ontology annotation, cellular component: mediator complex.
AUGGACGCCCUCCUCUCCACCCUGCACACAGUAGACGUCCACAUGAAGCGCCAAAUUCUCGCCCUCGAAGAAGCCUCCAUCAUCAAGCUCCGCAACGACGCCGAUCCCAAAACCCGACAACCCAUCAUGAACGAGGACGCCAAAAUCGUCGCCCGACCCUCCCUCGAGCCCAACGGCGUCGGCACCAUUGGUAACCUCGACGUCGGGUGGCUCAAUAGCCGCAACAACAAGGUCGAGCGCGACAUGGAGGCCGAGUUGUGGGCCAAGAUGAGGGAGCUGCUGGAGCGGUAUCACGCCAAGGAGGUGGCCGAAGGAGCUGGUGGUGGUAUCAAGGAUGAGAGGAUGCAGGAGUGA